Rangifer tarandus platyrhynchus (Svalbard reindeer) is the source of this 642-nucleotide messenger RNA. The record is from the annotation of a GenBank genome assembly. Lineage: Eukaryota; Metazoa; Chordata; Mammalia; Artiodactyla; Cervidae.
AUGCCCCGCGCGGGGCUCGGCAGGAGGACCUCGGGGAGGCGGCGCGGAGGGAAAGAGAGAAAGAGAGAGCGUGAGUGCGCGCGGAGCUGCGCCCCGCGGGUCCGGGGGCGGCGGGCCGGGGCAGGACCGCGCCGCCCCACCCACCGCGCCGCUGCGCCCGGCUCUGCGCGCCCGCCUCUGCGCGCCUGCCCGGUGGGGCACGAAGCCCCAGAAACUUUAGCACAUGGCCGGUCCGGCGGCCGUUCCCCCCUACCCCCUCCAUCUCGCUCCCCCGCCCCGGCCCGGGUCCCCGAGAGCGGCUUACCGGCGACGACGGCGAUCGCGGCCGCGGGGCGCCCACCCUGCCGCGCGCGGAGCUGUGCGCACCGGCUGGGAAGGAGGGAAGGGCUGGCGGCGUCGGGGUCCCUGCAGGGGAGGGGCACCUCGGCGGCAACCGGCCGCGCGGGUUUAAGGGAACCGGGGAGGCGGGCGGCGUGCCAGCCCGGGUCCGCAGGCCCGGAUGGGGGAGGGCCCGUGCGCUCCCCGCCCGCGGCGCCGCUGCUGACGACGCGCGCGCGGGUUUCCCCGGCCCGGGGUCUGCGGAGCCAGCGCCCGUUACUUAGCGACUCGCUCCGGGGAGCCCACGCUGACGCGCGCGACUAG